This is a messenger RNA of Sipha flava (yellow sugarcane aphid), 1734 nucleotides long. Its product is annotated as acyl-CoA dehydrogenase family member 9, mitochondrial-like. Gene Ontology annotation, molecular function: acyl-CoA dehydrogenase activity; flavin adenine dinucleotide binding. The record is from RefSeq and is a predicted model, not a curated record. The coding region runs from base 47 to 1708 and encodes 553 amino acids. The transcript has a single exon. NCBI's taxonomy places the organism in Eukaryota, Metazoa, Arthropoda, Insecta, Hemiptera, Aphididae.
CCGUGUAUCCUUAAUUUAGUGACAUAAGUUAAUUUUAAUUACAAUCAUGUUGUCUUAUAGAUUUAAGUUUGGCUUUGUUUGUCGCAAUUACUCGCAAGCUGUUGCUGCUGCUGCUACCAGUCAUCCUUCUUCGUUUACAAACAAGAAAAAAAAACCCUCGUUUGCGAAAAGCUUUUUUGUAGGAAAUUUUGUAAAAGAUGCAUUUACCAAAAGUAUCAACGAUAUCAGUGUACCGAAAAUCGAUAAACUUCUUGGUGUCAGUGUGCCUAAAGUAUUUGGAGGUUUAGAACUAUCUGCUGCAUCCAUUUCAGAAGCUUAUAAAAGUAUUGGACUUACAAACAGUAAAGCCUACCUAGCCCAUGGUAAUGUUGUGAAGUCUAUUAAUACUUUUGGAACAGAUGAUCAAAAGAAAACCUAUUUACCACAAUUAGCAUCUGGUGAGUUAAUUGCAUCACCUUGUGUUUAUGAAAGUGAACAUGGAUAUGAUGUUCAAAACACCACAACUACUGCUUCCUAUAAAAAUGGAAAAUGGGUAAUAAAUGGUUCAAAGCAAUGGGUAGUUAAUGGAAAACAGGCCAAUAUUUUCUUAGUAUUUGCUAAAACUAUGGAUGAAUGUAACCGACCAGAAAGUGGUUCCAAUUUUUUCACAGUAUUUUUGGUUAAAAAUUCUCCAAACAAUGGCAUUAAGAUUAUUGAUGAUGGUGAUAACUCAAGUGUUUCAUUUAACAAUGUUCAAGCUGAUUGUUAUAUAGGACAAGAAAAUGAAGGUUUAAUGGUUUAUCAAUUAUUGUUCUGUGCAGAUUUAUUAGAAUCAUCUUCUGCUACAUUGGGAGAAUUAAAGAAUAUCAUCUAUAACGCUUCUCAAAAUGUCAAUACCCAUGAUCAAUCUAAUCUUAACAAAUUAGGUAAAUUAAAUAGCCAUAUAUAUACAAUGGAUUGUGUUUUGAAGUUCACUAGUUUGAUUUUUGACUCCUAUGACUCGCAAUGUGAUUAUGAACCAAUUCUUGCACGUUUAUUUAUAAAUGACACUACUCGUAACUGUUUAAAUUUGUUAAACGAAUUGGGAUUUUCUAAAAAAUCAUAUAAAUAUAUUGAAGACUCAUUGUUGUUUGAAGGUAGAUCAAAUUUACUAUCGAUUGUUGGUGCUCUACUUGGUAUUCAAUAUGCUGGUCAAUUUAUGGCAGAAGAUGUAAGACAAUUAAGAAAUCCAUUAAUGUUUCCCAAAUAUACACUAAGUCAUAUUUUAAGAAUUCAACGAUCGUUAAAAGAUAAACCAAAAUUAAAUCAUUAUGUUGAAAACUACAUGCAUCCAACAUUAAAAAAACAAGCCUUGGAUGUAGAAUAUUGCUUGAGCAGAAUGCAAUUUGGUGUUCAAAGUAUGUUUAUCAAUCUUGGCCCUGACACUUUUUACUAUCAAAUGAUACUUGAAAGAGCUAAUAGUACUGCUAUGGAUUUAUUUGCUUUGAUUGCUGUGUUACAUAGAGUUUCACAAAAUUUGUCUCAUUCUAAUACCCGACAAUAUCCUACGGAAUUAAUUUUUAGCAAUUUAUUUAGUAAUAUUAUCCGUGAACGGUGCAGUCAAAAAGUAAAUGAAAUAAUUAAUGCUCCACACAAUGUUAUUGAUCCACAUUUAAAGACCCUUGGUAAAAAGUGUUUUGUCGAAAAAAAUUAUUUCUUUGAACAUGCUUUAAAAAGAAAUAUUGUUUGAUUAAUUUGUUAUUUAACUCAAUGUAG